Messenger RNA from Bufo bufo (common toad), 5265 nucleotides. RefSeq names its product NEDD4 binding protein 1 (gene N4BP1). The record is from RefSeq and is a predicted model, not a curated record. The transcript has 8 exons. Gene Ontology annotation, biological process: negative regulation of protein ubiquitination; negative regulation of proteasomal ubiquitin-dependent protein catabolic process. Bases 536 to 2992 code for a protein of 818 amino acids. Gene Ontology annotation, cellular component: nucleus; PML body. NCBI's taxonomy places the organism in Eukaryota, Metazoa, Chordata, Amphibia, Anura, Bufonidae.
GCAUUAAAAAAUCUGAACAAAUCGUGACAUAAGAGGGGCCCUAUAAGGAGUCAAGGGCCCCAGCAGUGUCAACUGGCUCAGGGGGAUGAGGGGUUGUUCUUACGUUACCACGCCCACUUUAAGGCCACGCCUUUCUCCUUUUACAGUAAUGGUUUGCAACCUGUGGCUCUCCAGCGGCUGUGAAUUUACUUCACAUCCAUGUUGGGAGUUGUAGUUUUGCAGCCACAGAUUGCAGACCACUGGUGUCCAAAAAACCCUUCCAGAGCCGCAGGAUGUCCGUCAUUACACCAGUCCUGUCCUGGAGCUCCCGGCCUCACACUCGGCCCAGCCGCCAUCUUCCCGGAGACCGCUAGAAGCAGACAGCGCGGCCUCUAGUGCUGAGGCCCGCGGAACCUGGAAGUGUUUGUGUCCGGACUGUUGGGCUGUGACACUCUUUCUGUUUACACAGCUGAGGGAGCCCCGGACGCCGGCGCCUGCAUGGACAAGUUCACGGCAUCCGGUAUGACCACCAUUCCAGACUGAUCAUAGACGAGGGAUGGCUAAGGUGUCCGCCCAGGGCGGGGUAGACGAUGAGACCCCCGGAGCAGAUACAGUGGAUGAAUUCACCGCCCCCGGAAAACAGUGGAGCUUACUGGAGCAAAGCCGCCAUCGGGUGCAGGCGCUAUUCCCGGUGACGUUCACGGUCCUGGGGUACCUGGAGAACUUCAGCUGUGAGGACAGAGAAGAUGGGAAGACGCCGGAACGCAUCUGGCUGCAACUUAAAGGCAAGAAGCAAGACGUGCUAAAAGCUAAGGAGUACGUCAAAGGCCUCUGUGAACCUGAGAUGGAGAUAACGGACACCUACCCCAAGGAGAUGCAUUGCAUAUUUGCCGGCGCUCAGAGUUUAUUCCUCAACCGUCUCAUUACGGACACUUGUGCUCACGUCGCCAUGGUGGAAAUUGGCGUCCUAUGUAUUAAAGGGGGAACAGAACCCGUUGUCUUGGCCCAGAGUCACAUCCAACAGUUUGUUAGACUUUUUAGAAACAAUGAAAGUUCACCCCAAGGCCGAGAACCGGAAGUAAAGCGGAGUUUUAAAGAUUUUGUGGAACGCAAUGCAGAUAAGUACACAAUGGACUUACUAUUACUGCCCAGCGCGCUAAAGGAGGAGCUGCUGAACCUGACGUUGGAGGAACAGUGUUCUUCAGUUGCUAGUGAUGCAGAUCUCGAAGUCGCCAUAGUAAAUACCAAUGCAAAAGCCCAGUCCCAUAUUAGUCAGUGCACUGACCAGUCAAGAAGAAACACGUGUACCCCCGUGACGGAGCUGACCAACCAGCUGGACUCUGUGUUUUACGGUGCACCAGAAACGCAACCAAACCCGGCCUCCAUGUCUGGGACAAAGAGACGUGGCUCAGAGAAUGAAGAAAGACGUCUGAAGAAGCCCUUCUCCUUAGAAGGCAUCCAGUUGGACGGUCCCAUCUCCAGAACUCGCGCUAAGUCUGAUGUCCCCUUUAUUGAUUUGGUAUCUGAUUCCAGCGAAGACUCGUUGAUCGUUGUGGAGAACGACUACAGCGUAAGCGCCGAAACGGAAUACAAGAUCCUUGUAAACUUUUUCAUAAGCAUGGGCUAUUUCAAGGAAGUGGUUGAAAAGGUUAUCUGUGACUUGGGGCAGUUUGAGGAACCUUUAAAGCUUCUUGAACAAAUAGAAAAAGAAUGUAAUAAGGUGCCGAUGGCGAAGAGCCAGAUGGAGAUUAAUGCCCGCAGUCAGCAAAAAGAGGCCAAAAAGGAAUCGCAGCCGCAGCAGGAGGUGAUUGUAGAUCCCGUCAGGACAUAUGCGUGCAGUAAUGGAGUCUCUAGGAACAGCCCCAUAGGUACCGAAGGAUCUGCAACUAAGAAACCAGACAUGGAAGUGACUUUACCAAAAAAUAUAAGCUUUGUUGCAAGAGGCGCUUCUAGUCCUCCAAGGAAUAGACCUGCCUUGGCCCUAGAAGGACCCGGACCAUCCAACCUGCCUCCAGUCAAAGUUACGAAUCGGAUCCCUGUCAAAUCCUCCAGUCCUACUUAUCCACCAGUACGUGUACAGAAUGACAAGUCUGACAACCUGAAGCCAUCUGUAACUGGAGUUCAAAUAUUCCUCAAUUCAAUUAAAACGCCUUAUAAACUAGAGUUAAAGAAUGAGCCCGGGAAAGCGGAUCUCAGACACAUCAUUAUCGAUGGAAGCAAUGUGGCUAUGAGACACGGAUUACAGAGGUUCUUCUCCUGCCGAGGAAUUGCAAUAUCGGUGGAAUAUUUCUGGAAGAGAGGACACCGGAAUAUCACAGUAUUUGUUCCUCAAUGGAGAACGAAGCGAGAUCCCAACAUCACAGAGCAGUACUUCCUUCAGCAGCUGGAAGAACUGGGAAUCUUAUCCUUCACCCCUUCCAGGACGGUGUUAGGCUCUCGAAUUGCAGCACACGAUGACAGAUUCCUUCUGCACUUGUCGGAGAAGACUGGAGGAGUCAUAGUCACCAACGACAACCUGCGGGAGUUUGUGGUAGAAUCUCCUGUGUGGACCCAGAUUAUCAAAGAAAGGUUAUUGCAAUAUACUUUUGUCGGUGACAUCUUCAUGAUCCCCGAUGAUCCACUGGGACGACACGGCCCAAAGCUGGAUGAUUUUCUCCAACAGCAGCCUGAGCGCAGACCUCACCCUCCCACCCCUCGUCCAUCGGACAGCGGAGUGUUUUUCCCCAGCCAUGACACCUCAGUUUCCGGGAUGUUCCCAACUGUCACCAAUCACACACCACAUCCCACAACUUUCCUAAACAAAACCCCUGUAUCCCGUCCAGCCUUCCAGAACCAGCUGCGCCCAGCGGCCGUCGCCCCCCAUCAGAGGACUUAUCAUGAGACCUUAUCACUACAAGUUGACCUCUUACGAAUAUUUCCUGAAUCCCAACAGAGGGAGAAAAUCAACCAGGUCCUGUCUGAGCAUCCUUACAUGCGGGACCUCAAUGCCUUGUCAGCAAUGAUCCUGGACUGAGCACCUUCAGGUCACGCUCCUCUUCGCUCUUUCGCCAAGCUGUUUUAUUUAACCCCCUUUGUUGUCAUUUGUGCGUCAGAUCUGCCAAUGGUGGAAUCAUAUUUUUUUCUUGUACUAAUGUUCAUCUGAAGAAAUGGAUAGGAUGUUCAGCUGCCGCGAGAGCUGUACAUAUUAACAGGAGCAUGAACAAAAAGCUAUAGAAAGUAGAUAUAUAUUUAUAUAUAUAUAUAUAUAUAUCUCAGGUCUGACCCGUUAUUGAGCAGGGAGGCUGGAAAAGAAUACAAUCCUAGAAAAACUUUUGCUUAAAAAGAUAAAACCAGUGGGGUACUGGUGUAGCCACUAUACAGCAACCCUGAACUGGGAAUGUGGGGUUACACUGACUGAAUUGGGAAUAUCUGCUCAUCAGAUUGCUUCCUCCCAGUUCAGGCUGCUGGAAAGGACUGGCAGCGAUGCAGAGAGCGAUGUGUUAAAGGGAACCUGUCACCAGUUACCUGUGUGCACAGACGCAUGGCUUUGGUUCAACUGUUCCCAAGUUAUGCAGCUUUUUCCUAAUAUGCAGAUUAGGCCUUUGGUGCAACGAGGGCAUCACCGUUGCUCUUAUUUCACCCAAGCUCAGCUCAUUUCUGUGGCCAGCCCCUCCCUCACAGCAAAAGCAAAGGCUGGCCACAGAAAAGAGCGGAGCUUGGGUGAAAUGAGAGCAACGGUGACACCCUCAUUGCACCAAAGGCUUAAUUUGCUUAGUAGAGAAAACGUAUCGUAACUCUGGAACGGAGCCUCGGAUCAACAAAGGAAAACCAGCUACGUGUCUACGCAAACAGUUGGAUGGGAAGGUUGCUGGUGACAGAUUCCCUUUAAGCAGGCUUCCCUCCCAAUGCUAUGAGUAAAUCAUCAGAUGAAUUCGGUAUGCAGCCCCCCUGCACAGUGCGUAGUCAGAGGACUUCGCACCCACUGAUUUAGCCUUCAUUUUUCUGACUUGUAGCUGCGACUUUCCUUGACACUAAGCUGAUGAUAGGAAGGUGGUCUUGCUGCUGCGGCACCCAUUGCUAGGAGGGGAGGGCAGUAAACAUUCAAUUCCGAUGGAGGAGAGGGGGGUCCUGUUUACGGGCUCCCCCAACAUGUCGUAUGGAAAGGGCUGUCUAAAGUUAGUAGUUGCCAGUUGCACAACAGUUUUGCGUUAGGUUUUAUUGAAGAAAUGUUGAUCCAGAAUCCCCCCAAAAUGUACCCCCCAAAUCAGAGGGUUCUUUAUGUACAGAUUUAGUUGUCAUUUGAGUUCAGGCUUAGCACAAGGCUGGAGUUUUGGUCGUCUGCUAGGAUGUGAAUAUGUGGACGCACUGCGGCCAUAGAAAUACGUAAUGGGGGAGAGCGGAAGAUGUGCAGUUAUGAGAAAAGGAUUGCAUCAGCGCAUUAUGUAGUUUUUUUCAUGCACAGGACCGUAUUUUUGGCAGAUGGCACCCUGACCUCCAUAUUUUUUUUUUGCAUCUUUGUGGCCAUUCCGCAAAUAGUACACCUCCUUUUAUUUUGUCUGUCGCCCUUUUUAUUGGUAGGAGCAAGAGAAAUGCAGAAUGCGCAUGGAAGAUAUCUGUAUUUUGCAGAGUCCCGGUCGGCGGUGGGCACGAAGCAUUAGUCAGAGCUUGAGUUCAUCACUCUGAGGGCAUAUAAAAGGACAAUACCUGACAUAGAAUGUAUUAAAGGGAAGGUGUCAUUGUGUUUUACCCCCAUAAACUGCUGCAAUGGCCUGAUGGGUGGAACGAUGCUGAUUCUGAGGGUGUGAUUUUGUAGUUUUCUCCUGAAGUCGGCCUGCGUAGGGUCUGUGUGCGCUCAAGCACUAGAAGUCCUCUCCAUAGUAUCACCGGCUUAGUAGUCCCAGAUAUAUCUUAGCACAGGCAUGCUCAACCUGCGGCCCUCCAGCUGUUGCAAAACUACAACUCCCAUCAUGCCCGAACAGCCUACAGCAGGGCAUUGUGGGAGUUGUUGUUUUACAACCGCUGGAGGGCCGCAGGUUGAGCAUGCCUGUCUUAGCAGAUGGCACAUUGACCUGUUGCGGGGAAAUGCAACAAAUGGCAUAAUCAGAAUUGGCGUCUUUUUAACUGUCCGACUGUUUGGGGGGUAAAAUGUUGUGAUCCCCUUACAUGAGGUGCUGAAAUACAGUGGUCCCUCAGGCUACAAUAUUAAUUGGUUCCAGGACGACCAUUGUACAUUGAAACCAUUGUAACUUGCGUGAUCGGUUCCAAAGCCCCAAAAUGUUAUCUGAGAUAAGAGAAAAUGAAGAUGUA